UCAGAAACAAAUAACUCUAGCAGUGAAACGGAACGAUCACAAGCGAAACACACAUAAACACGGCCAAAACGGGACACACGCUACAAUACGACCCAAAAAAAAAAAAAAAAAAAAACUCCUAGGAAUUCUUAAAAAUGACAUCACUACCCAAAUACUCUUCGAUGAGACGGAAAAAACCCGACCAAGCGAGCUUGGAUGAUUCGAUACGGAAGCGCAUGUUCCGGUUGAAAUUCCAACACACCGAACCGCUGGCCGUGAAUCUAAGGGAAUAUGGUUUGAUGCAAACCAGCCGCAAGGCGGACACGCCGUAUCCCCGGGCUGAGAAGGCCAUCGAUCCGAGUCUGCUGAAGGCGCGUCUUGUGGAGAGCAAAAAGAUGUAUGGCAAGGACCUGAAGAACGUCCCCUCCAUGCAAUCGACGGGCAGUGCGGAGGCACACAACGGACAAAACCUGCAACACAUAAGGAGUGUGGAGGCGGCCCCAGGACCCAUGCGAGACAGUGCCAGUCUUCUGUUGGGCACGCCCCAUCCCCGCAAGGGCAAGGCCCUCGAUCCCAAGUCUCUCAUCCGACAUCUGAGCACAGCCAAGGUCAGACGUUCAUCGUUGUUGGGUGCGGCUCGUAGUUCCUACGGACAUCUUCCCUCCUCACGCCCCUCCUUGUCGGCUCAUGUACGGGAAUCCGACAGCGCGCAGCAAUCCAGUCAAAGCCCCUCGGCGCUGACCAAACACAACCUCGGCAUUGGCACGCCGCAUCCAAUUAAGGGCUACAUCCUGAAUCCCCAUGAUCUGACCAAACGCCUGGAGGACAAGGUCGGCAAGGCCGGCAUGGCCACCACAGCGCCCCGAAAGGAUUCCCCUUUGAAGCGCCCGCAAGGCCAAAAUAAGGGGAAAAAAAAGGUGAGCAUUUCAUUGGAACGCGUCAGCACCGAGGAUAUGAGACAAACCUCCUGUCUGAGCUUUGGUUCGGCGCGCCACGACGGCGCCAGCCUCUCGGGCAACAAUAGCAGCUUCCUGACGGUGGAGAGCAGUCAUGAGUCCACCAGCUUCUUGAAGAUGUCCUUCGAGGAGCGGCGGCGUCUCUUCUACCAGGCAGAGUUCACCAUCGCCAAAAACGGGCGAAAGAUGAGCGACGUUGUCAUGGCAGUGCCGCAGAAGGUGGUGGAGAUCAGCGACAAGCAUGAAUGGCAGGGCCACGACGAGGAGGCGGACGAAGAGCUCGAGGAGUUCAUAAAGAAACAGGGUCUGAUCAAAACCGAACGCGAUCAGCUGACCAUCACAAAGAUGCCGCCAGCGACACUCUCGAGACGGUCGAGCGAAACGGACUCCGUGAGGAGCCGUUCACGAGGCAGCCGCAGGAGCUCCAUGAGACGCUAUCGCUCCUCAAAAAAGAACAUCAAAUUUAGUGCUUCCGAUAAAGAAAAGAAGCCGCAUCCCGACGUAUAAAUGAGAAGAGAGGGGGCCAAGAGUAGAGAGGGUACUGCAGAGUGAGAGAAGAAAAGUGGGAAAAAUCCUCAGUUCUCUUUUCUUACUCUGAGUAUCUCACUCUUUUGGCAGCAGUUUUUUUGAGCAAAUUUCAAGUCUAAUUCUUCCAAAACCGAUCUUUUCUUUCGAUCUGAUAAUCCUUUAUUCAUUUAAUACCAAGCGAUUAAUCUUAAAAACGUUAUGUUUUACGAAUAAAUUCCAAUCAUUGAA
Drosophila persimilis is the source of this 1691-nucleotide messenger RNA. RefSeq lists its product as uncharacterized. The record is from RefSeq and is a predicted model, not a curated record. The coding region runs from base 135 to 1442 and encodes 435 amino acids. The transcript is spliced from 2 exons. NCBI's taxonomy places the organism in Eukaryota, Metazoa, Arthropoda, Insecta, Diptera, Drosophilidae.